Molecule: messenger RNA, 381 nt
Organism: Adineta steineri
Lineage: Eukaryota; Metazoa; Rotifera; Eurotatoria; Adinetida; Adinetidae
Source: the annotation of a GenBank genome assembly
AUGAAAAAACGGCACAAAUCCAAAUCAGCUCAAGCUGCAGCAGAACGUGAUAUUGAACUUUAUGUCCGAUUAGAAUUUGAUGAUCAACCUAUUGUCGAAGAAUAUAUUCUACGAAAUGCAAUUGAACGAUCAAUAAAUAUACUUUUCGGCGAGAUUGGUAGUCAAUCAAUUCAUGUUGAAAUUGUUUCAUUCAGAUAUGGAACAGCAACAAUUCGUACUAAAGCAAAGAUGUUAAAUCAAGUUCGUUGUGCUUUAUCAUUUUAUGGAUUACAUGAUAAACGUGAAUGUGCUUUUCGUAUUGAUACUAAAACAGAAGAAGGAGGCAAUAACGAUGAUGAUGAUGACGAUGAUGAAGGAUCACUUAUAAUGCCAAUAGACUGA